UAAGACCAUGAUACAGGUCCAAGGUUGGAACUUUGAAUUCUUUCAGCAAAUAGCCCAACCACUUUCUGCCCGGAGGCCCCGGCCCAACUUUGGAAGAAAACCCGACCCGCCCAGAGAUCUCAACCCUUCCCCCAAUUUUUCCCCCAUCCAUUCCAGUCCCAACUCCCAACCCAAACCCUAACGACCACCACCACGUGCGACGGCACUCCUCUUUGACACAAGUCACGUGCCGGACACAAAUCGAUAAUUAGAGAAAAGAGAAAGAAGGAAGAAGAAACACAGGCUUUUGGAAACCCUACCACCCUGCCCUCUCUCUUUCUCUCGCAAUCUCUCAGACGUCUCUGCAUUUCAGCCUCUUACCUUCAAGUCACAUGUUCUAAUUUCAGGCAAAACAUCAUAUGGUGUGGUGCUUAUCUUGUUUUCUGCUUUACUUCUAAGUAAGAGCAACAACAUCCAAGGAAGCUCUCCGUAUAAGAAUGCUUAUGCACUUGUUAUUGAGAUUCUACAUCCAAUCAUUUUGGGAGGCACUGAUAAAGAGUUUAUAACAUCCUAACAAAGACAAGAUUUUGAAUAAGGGGAAUCGUUCAUUUGCUUUGCGACUUCCUUGUUUUUUUAUAUUGGAGGUGCAAAGUUCAUUGAUUCAGAACUCUUAUUAGUUAUUUACAGUGUCCUUUUCAAAUGUCAGAAGGUUCCAUGGCCGUAGUUAAGCCUGAGAUGAAAUCAUACAUUUGGCUUCAAACUGUUGAUGGUUCACUCCAACAAGUGGAAGAAGAAGUUGCCAUGUUUUGCCCCAUGAUAUGCCGAGAAGUAAUUCAGACAGGCAUGGGAUCUUCCAAAACCUAUGCUAUAUCACUUCCACAACGAGUUAAUCCUGCUAUCUUGGGCUUAAUUCUUGAUUACUGUCGAUUUCACCAAGUACCAGGUCGUUCUAAUAAGGAGCGCAAAACUUUUGAUGAAAAAUUUAUCCGGAUGGAUACAAAAAGGUUAUGUGAGUUGACAUCUGCAGCUGACAGCCUCCAAUUGAAGCCUUUAGUUGAUCUCACAAGCAGAGCACUUGCUCGGAUUAUUGAAGGAAAAUCUCCUGAGGAGAUACGUGAAACAUUUCAUUUACCCGAUGACCUCACAGAGGAAGAGAAGUUAGAGCCCCUAAGAAACAUCACUGAUGACCCACGUAUUCGGCUUUUGAAUCGAUUGUAUGCAAGAAAGAGGAAAGAAUUAAAAGAGAGAGAGAAAUUGAAGAAUGUCGAGGUUGAGGAGGAGCGUGUGGAUGACCGCUCAGUUGAUGAUCUCUUGUCAUUUAUAAAUGGUGGAGAUGGAGAUACAAAGGGAGCGAGAACCAAUAAGAAUAAAAAGAAAAAUCGGAGGAGAAAAGAUCAAUCAAAGGAUUCUUCUUUAAACAAUGUAAAUGGAAACCAUAAUAAGGAGUUGCUUGAUCUUCCAUCUGCUUGCCAUGAUGAUGAGGUUAUCAAUGUUGUAUUGGCGUCUCCUAGUACAAGUUCAAAGUUGCAAGAUUCUGCCGCUGUGACUUUUUCCCCGAAGCUUGAAUUUGAGGAUGUUGAUAUUGAUGAUGAUUUAGAUCCUGCAAUGAAGGAGGAGCUUGAUAGGGAAGUGGAGGAUUUUGCACGAAGAUUAAAUUCAGAUUGGCCAGAAAGAAUGCAGGAAAUUUUAUCUUUGGGCCAAGAAAGAAGGUUUAUGCCUAUUUCUUUAAAUGGCAAUGGUUCCAUGGGUAGAUAUACAAGUUUGGAUCAGAGAUAAUGAAUCAAUGAUAGAUGACUUAUUUAUUGAAAUGGACAGCAGCCGGCUCGAAUGAUUUGGAGAAGAUGCUGAUAUGGAGCUUGCUACCGUCAAAGGCGAGAAGAGUUCACAUUUUUAUUUUUUUUGGGUGUGGGCAUCAUGUGAGUAUUUUAUUUGUUCUACCAUCGCCAAAAUGCAAUUUAUUUUCAUGGGCGUUUUGUAUGUAGGAAAAUAGAAAAACGCAAAGGAAAAAUAAGUUAAUAGGAAAAAAUAUUUCAUAGUUGGCAAUUCAGGCAUAGUCUGAAUGUGUCAGGCGGUUUGUGAUUUUCAGCAAUUCUCAUUGGCUAGUUUCUGUACUUUCUUGAGAUUAUGUUUUUCAUAAAUUUUUUCAUUUAUCAUAUCUUUAGGCCUUCGGCCACCCCAAGUUUUGUUGAAAA
Molecule: messenger RNA, 2171 nt
Organism: Alnus glutinosa
Lineage: Eukaryota; Viridiplantae; Streptophyta; Magnoliopsida; Fagales; Betulaceae
Product: SKP1-like protein 21
Exons: 10
Coding region: 679-1755 (358 amino acids)
Biological process (GO): SCF-dependent proteasomal ubiquitin-dependent protein catabolic process
Cellular component (GO): cytoplasm; nucleus
Molecular function (GO): cullin family protein binding
Source: RefSeq, a predicted model, not a curated record